GCAUGCCAAACCCACGCGCGUGCACGUGCGCAUGAAUGCGUGUGCGCGCAGGCGGAGGAUCGCCGUAGUCGAACCGUACCGUGCAGCAGGCACAAGCCGCUGGGCGCGCAGGAGAAGCCGCAAAAAAUUCGAGCAGCCGCUACUUGAACCUGCGAGGAGCGCGUCGGAACUUCAGAGUGCACGAGGCCAGAGAUCCAAAAUGGGAGGCAAGCUCAGCAAAAAGAAGAAGGGAUACAACGUAAACGAUGAGAAGGCCAAAGACAAGGAUGCCAAAGCAGAGGGGGCCUCUGCUGAGGAGAGCGAAGCACCGAAAGACAACAAAGACGAGGCGCCGGCUGCCACCGAUGCUAAGGAGAUAGCGAAUGACACGGCGGCUAAGGAUGCGCCAGCAGCAGACGCUGCUGCACCAAAAGAGGAGGAAAAGAACGCAGCUCCCGCCGCAAAGGAGCCAGAGAAACCUGCCGCCAAUGCCGAGCCGAAAACAGAGGCACCCAAGAGCGCAGAGCCCGCCAAGGCUGAGGAGAAACCAGCUGCUCCCGCCCCGGCCAAAGAAUCAGCCCCUGCCGCCAAGGAGCCCGAGGCUAAGGCUGCGGCACCUACCCCAGCGGCUGAGAGUAAAGAUGAGGCCGACGCCAAAAAGACUGAGGCCCCCGCGGCACCAGCAGCCAAAGCCGAGGCGGCCCCCGCUGCCUCCCCUGACCCCAAGCCCACAGAGGCGGCAGUGGCAGCGGCAGCUCCCGCACCGGCAAAGGAGGCCGCCGCAGCCCCUAGUACAACACCAGCUGCCGAGCCUCCCGCCAAGGAGGCAAACGCCACAGAGGCACCAAGCAAGGAUCAAACCGUAGCAGUUCAAGAUUAAUGGACAGCUUCUUUUCGGAAAUGAAAAAAAUAAAGUACCUAACUCAACGAUGAUGAAGAUUAAAAAAAAAGUGAAAAUGAAAUUAACUAGCCCACCCAUAUUAUGAUAAUAACAAUAAUAAUAAUAAUUGUAUUGAUGAUGAUUUGUUGAAUGAGGAGGACUGGAGCAAACCACCUGGAGAAGUUUCCCACCGCUGCAGAUGAUUAUUGCUAUUAUUAUUGUUAUGUUUGAUUUUAUUUUUUUCUGCUGUAGUAUUUGAACUUUGAUACGAGUCUGUGUCGGCCAUACGCCUCACCAUUCCACAUCCAUCAUCCCCUCUCCCUCAUACGGUCAAGAGGUUUAACCCAUCUCAGCCCACAGAGGGUUCAUGCAUCCACCUGCACCCUCUGCUCGGUGGAUCAAAAUUUGGGGACUAAGGGAAGGAGGUGGGCGCGGGGGGUAGUUCAAGAAAUCACUUUUACCAGCUGAACCAUCGAAUCUGUCCACUCUUCAGCUCUCAUCCUCCUCUUCAGAGUAUCGUGUCCUCGGCUUUGGCCUGGUACCUACAGUUUUUUGGUGCCGUGGAAUUGUGGUUGUAUCCCCUUUUCAACCCAUCCUCCCCCUGGCUUUUCUUCUUUUUUUUGGUAUUGCUGGGUUGGGUUGUUACCCAUUUUCCUCUCGGGGGCAACUUUCUCUGAGAAGAAAAAAAAAUAAAUUUUUAGCGAGGACUGAGAACAUUCUGACUUUCUAAGACAUUUCGAAGGUUGAGAAAGGCCGACUCUGCAGAGCAAAACACAUUCUUAGACGUAACAAAACAGUCGUAGGAAUUUUUCAGAUAAACUUCUAGAUUUUGUACUGAAACCGUUAGGUAUAUUGUAAGGGAACUAAGCGGUUUUUUAAUAUUUGUAAUACGCUUCUGAAAUCUGCAAAGCCUUGCCGAAAAGAUCUCUGCAGUGUUCUUAGACAGCCCGAUGGAAAUCUCUGAUCCUCCGUUCAAAUCCGAUGACAAAUUUUAACAGAUUGUUUUCAUUUUAAAAAGACAUAUCUACUGCUGACCUGGGUAAAAUGGGCUUUACAAUCAUGUCCUAGAGGUAAUUUGACCUUGCUUAGAAUACCAAGCUGGUGACGCUGGAGGAUUCAAAUCGCGUCGGUUAAGUUGCGUCUUUAAAAAGAAAGUAAACUAAAUUGGCUCUUAAGCUCUUUUCUGUUCUUCUUCUGUGCAAGAACGACUUCACUUUUUUAAGUAAAAGUGGCAUACCACAAAGUAGACAUACAGUAGAUAUACUGUAAGUAAAAGUCCUGCACUCUACUUAAGUUGAGGAUUAGCAGCUAAAUAUACUUAAGAGGCAAAAGUAUAUUGAUAUAGAGGACAGUGGUUCCCAACCUUUUCCCUACAGUGACAUAUUUUAUGGGUAUGUCAUAUUAUAUUCAGUGCAUAACAAUAACAGAAGUCUGUAUUAUGAUUUAUUUUAUUUAUUACAAUUAAACAGACUUAUAGGCCUCUUUCUUUUUGACAAAUUCAGUGUUUUCUUCUCCCUGACACUUGUUUUAUUAGCUCUUUAGUCUACUGUGAUAAUCAGCCUUCUGUGUAUAUUUUUAAAGUUUUCUUACACCCCUUAGAAUCAAGAAGGCCUUGCGACCCCCUGUGAAGCUUUGGAGACACAUAAUGGGGAGGUUAGGAACCACUGAUAUAGAGGGCAUUGGUGCCUACCACAUGUUAUUGCAUUGGUAAAGAAAAAUCACAAAAUACAAAAAAAAAAAUCUGUUUUUACCUUAUGGAGUAUUUUCUUGUCCUUGAAAAUUGCUUUAUCUGAUAAUGUCAUCCUCAGACAUAAUGACCGUGUCGACAAAGGCAAACAAAAUACUGAAUUAAUAGAAUAAUGCUGAAAACUACUCAAAUAAAAGCUUCAUAUGAUUAUAAAGCGAACCUCAACAGUUUGGUAUCUACGCAGGUGAAAACACCUCAGACAAGGUAGUUUACAGGUUCUGUUUGGUCCAGGUCUGCUUUCAGCGAAUAAUCAGAUCUACUAUGGUCCAUGUUCCUAUGGCAACCGUACGACACACUAUCAUCAUGGGAUGGAAAAGCCUUGCACAAGAAAAGGGAGCUUCUGAUUUCAUCAUUUUCACCCCGUCAUGCAUUUUAAUUUACCUUUCAUAAGGAUAUAUUGCAUAUGUGUACAUAUACGCAGCGGUGGAAGGAAGACUACUUGCAUUGCAGUUUUUCUGUGGCAGCAAAGUCCUCUAUUGUCAUUUUUUACUUUUGAAGCGUAUCCAAAGUAAAAGUACUGAUAGUGAAAAAGGUUUCUUUCUCUAGUUUUUAGCUUUGGGAUAGUCAUGCUUUAGGAUCAGCAGGAAGGAAGGAAGGAAGGAAGGAAGGAAGGAAGGAAGGAAGGAAGGAAGGAAGGAAGGAAUUAGCAGUAAAAAGUACUUAAGCAUUCAACGUUUAAGUAUUAAUAGUGAAGAAGACACUUUGUAUCUCCUGUUUUGGUGAUUGUCAUGCAUUAAUAUGAGCUGAAAAAAGAAAAGAAGGAAAGAAGUAAUGACGGAUUGAAAGAAAGAAGAGAUACAAAGACAAGGACAGAGGGAAUGUAGAAAAAAUGAGGGAAGGAAAGAAGUAAACAAGAAAGUAAAGACUGAAGGACAAGAAAUAUCAGUGAUAUUUCAUAAUCUUAGUUAACGAAGAUAGAAAAUCUGGAGUAAAUAUUAAAAACUUGACUAAAUUGAGUGUUUCAACAAAUAGAAACAGUCGAGUGAGAUACCAGCACCCCCAAAAUUGUACUUUUGCUUGAGUAAAUGUACUUUUGUUAUUUCCACCUUUGCAUAUAUGUAGGUAUAUACGUAUAUAUUAUUUAAUCAUCUCCGCCAUCCAUUUGCCAACUUUUCAGUUUCAUCCGACUGACACGCAACGCUUUCCUCCCAGCACUUGUCAAACCGUAGCAGAAACAAACACUCGAGGAGCGUUGGGUGUCACUUGGUUCAGUUUUUUCUUCCUCUCUUGACUCAGUAAAUUGCAUGUCCGUGGUUGGGUGAACCUGUAGUCCUGUCUUUUUGGUCAAGUGGAAAAAAAAUACAUAUAAUUUCUCAGUCUGCAUCCAUGGCUACAACUACAGUUGAUAUUUUCAUUCCAUGUCUCACCACUGCUAUCUCCACACCACACGUUCAUUCAAAAACAAACAAAAAGAUGAUAUGGAAAUUGAUGCAUUCAAAAUUAUAUGUACUUGUAUAAAUGGUGCAACAGUAAUAAAAUGUAAGAAAUUGACUGAAACUCGA
This is a messenger RNA of Dicentrarchus labrax (European seabass), 4108 nucleotides long. It is a transcript of the gene basp1, whose product is annotated as brain abundant, membrane attached signal protein 1. Lineage: Eukaryota; Metazoa; Chordata; Actinopteri; Moronidae. The record is from RefSeq and is a predicted model, not a curated record. The transcript is spliced from 2 exons. Bases 32 to 859 code for a protein of 275 amino acids.